Funneliformis caledonium is the source of this 186-nucleotide messenger RNA. The record is from the annotation of a GenBank genome assembly. NCBI's taxonomy places the organism in Eukaryota, Fungi, Glomeromycota, Glomeromycetes, Glomerales, Glomeraceae.
AAAGCGCUUGAUAAAAAUGGUAAAAUUGCACUUGACGAUUCAACGUCAGUCUUACGUGAAGAAGUGCCCAGCGACAAUUAUAGCAAAAAGAAAGACAAUGAAGAUCAUGAAGAUGAUGAGCCACCCAAAGACCAAACGAUGUUUGGCGAUAUAAGUUUUAAAUCAUACAAUGAAUUAUUUGAAUAA